Solanum verrucosum is the source of this 971-nucleotide messenger RNA. RefSeq lists its product as uncharacterized. Bases 59 to 943 code for a protein of 294 amino acids. Lineage: Eukaryota; Viridiplantae; Streptophyta; Magnoliopsida; Solanales; Solanaceae. The record is from RefSeq and is a predicted model, not a curated record. The transcript is spliced from 3 exons.
UCUCCCAAAACUGAAUAAGAAUACAAAGAAUUGGUAAUCAAGAGAAAAUUCUACAAACAUGAACAGCAACAGGCCUCAUAAUUUUACACCAUAUGAAAAUUGGAGCAAUGGAGAGUGGCGUGAUCCUAAUUCACAUGGACCUGAGCACAGAUGGCAACCCAUUUUCCCUCGUCCUCCGCCUCCCCGAGAUAUCCCUCAGAAUCCUAGACGUGUCGUUCAUGAUCCAUGGUUGCCUGUAACAGAGAGACCAUUUCUAGUACCUACUGGUGCAACAAGUUAUCCAUAUCCAGGCCAACCACGACGUAGGCUAACUCAUCCUCCUGUUCGCGUUCUAGCCCAUAAUGAUGAUGUACCAAGACAUGGAUCAUAUCAGAGACCAAGCCAACUUCCAUUUGAUUCUCCUCCUCCUCCAUGGUUUAUGCAGAGCAAUGAAACGUCAAGGGAUGAAUCAAAAUUGAGCCCAAAUGAGCAAAAGGCAACCUUGAAUAAACUCAAGAAAGAAAUCUACAAUCCUGUACAAGCAAAAAUUGCAAAACAAGUUGGCCUUUACUUUAGAGGCUUGAACAAUAACAUGAACAACACUUCAACCAACGAAUCGAGCAAGGAUGAGGAUGGCAAAAGAUGUUCAAUUUGCUUAGAAGAUUUUGAGCCUAAAGAAAUGGUGACAGUCACACCAUGUAGUCAUAUGUUCCACGAAGACUGCAUCGUUCCAUGGGUGACAAAUCAUGGCUCGUGCCCUGUCUGUCGAUUUGCUAUCUGUGAAAGAAUGAAACAGGACACAACAGACUCAUCGGCGCCAAGGACUAGUAGAGCAACAAACACAAUGCCACCACAUGAACUGAUGAUGGAAAGGAGCCUGAUUUCUAUAAUGAGAGCAUUUGAUGAAACUUUUGAAUUGGAUCAAAUUAGAUCCCUUCUCUUACCAAGAUUAACAAGAGGCUAAGUGGGGUUGCUUAAAUUUUUAGGCUAAU